Messenger RNA from Cordyceps militaris CM01, 666 nucleotides. RefSeq lists its product as uncharacterized. The coding region runs from base 1 to 666 and encodes 221 amino acids. The record is from RefSeq and is a predicted model, not a curated record. Gene Ontology annotation, cellular component: plasma membrane. Lineage: Eukaryota; Fungi; Ascomycota; Sordariomycetes; Hypocreales; Cordycipitaceae. The transcript has a single exon.
AUGGCCUCCUCCUCCGCCGCUCAAGUCGACCAAGACGCCACCCUCCUCUACGACUACCUCCGCAUGGGCGCGUCGCCGGCCCCCCCGCCCGCCGACGUCAUCUUUGGCCUCGGCAGCCUCGACACGCGCGUCGCCGCGCGCGCCGCGCAGCUCUACCUCGACGGCCUCGCCCCCUGGCUGCUCUUCUCGGGCGCGUCCGGCAAGCUGACCCGCGACCGGUUCAACCUGCCCGAGGCCGAGGUCUUUGCCGACAUUGCGCGCAGCAUGGGCGUGCCCGACGACCGCAUCCUCGUCGAGCCGCUGGCGCGCAACACGGGCGAGAAUGUGCGCUUCGCGCACGCCCUGCUGGCGGAAAGGGGCAUCACGCCGCGGUCGCUCAUCCUCGUGCAGAAGCCGUACAUGGAGCGCCGCGCGUGGGCGACGUUUCAGAAGCAGUGGCCGGACGACGCGGUCGCCGUCACGGUGACGUCGCCGCAGCUGGCGUUUGCAGAGUACCCGGACAAGGGAAACCCAAAGGAGCUGGUGGUCAGCGUCAUGGUGGGGGACCUGAUGCGCAUCGAAAAGUACCCCGCGCUGGGGUUCCAGAUCGAGCAGGAGAUUCCGCCGCCGGUGAUGGAGGCGGCGCAGAGGCUGAUUGCGGCGGGCUACGAUAAGCACCUCCCGUGA